Messenger RNA from Sorex fumeus (smoky shrew), 2134 nucleotides. It is a transcript of the gene CTTN, whose product is annotated as cortactin. Gene Ontology annotation, biological process: regulation of actin filament polymerization. The transcript is spliced from 16 exons. Gene Ontology annotation, cellular component: cortical actin cytoskeleton; focal adhesion; site of polarized growth. Gene Ontology annotation, molecular function: actin filament binding. NCBI's taxonomy places the organism in Eukaryota, Metazoa, Chordata, Mammalia, Eulipotyphla, Soricidae. The record is from RefSeq and is a predicted model, not a curated record. The coding region runs from base 81 to 1589 and encodes 502 amino acids.
ACCCAGCCCUCCCCAUGCCAGGGGACGCCGGAGUCCGGACUGCCUUCUGAACCGCCGCGCGGCCUUGGCCCAGGACGAAGAUGUGGAAGGCUUCGGCGGGCCACGCCGUGGCCAUCCCGCAGGACGACGGGGACGCCGAUGACUGGGAGACGGACCCCGACUUUGUGAAUGACGUGAGCGAGAAAGAACAGAGAUGGGGCGCCAAGACGGUGCAGGGCUCCGGGCACCAGGAGCACAUCAACAUCCACCAGCUGCGGGAGAACGUCUUCCAGGAGCACCAGAGCCUCAAGGAGAAGGAGCUGGAGGCGGGCCCCAAGGCCUCGCACGGCUACGGCGGCAAGUUCGGCGUGGAGCAGGGCCGCAUGGACAAGUCGGCUGUGGGCCACGAGUACCAGGCCCAGCUGUCCAAGCACUGCUCGCAGGUCGACUCCGUCCGCGGCUUCGGGGGCAAGUUUGGGGUCCAAGUGGACAGAGUGGACCAGUCGGCCGUGGGCUUUGAGUACCAGGGCAAGACGGAGAAGCACGCCUCCCAGAAAGACUACUCCAGCGGCUUCGGCGGCAAGUACGGGCUGCAGGCCGACCGCGUGGACAAGAGCGCCGUGGGCUUCGACUACCAGGGCCGCACUGAGAAGCACGAGUCGCAGAAAGACUAUUCCAAGGGGUUCGGCGGCAAGUACGGCAUCGACAAGGACAAGGUGGACAAGAGCGCCGUCGGCUUCGAGUACCAGGGCAAGACGGAGAAGCACGAGUCCCAGAAAGACUAUGUGAAGGGCUUUGGCGGGAAGUUUGGCGUGCAGACAGACAGACAGGACAAGUGUGCCCUUGGCUGGGAUCACCAGGAGAAACCGCAGCUGCAUGAGUCCCAGAGAGACUAUUCCCGAGGCUUCGGCGGCAAGUACGGAGUGCAGAAGGACCGGAUGGACAAGACGGCCUCCACCUUCGAGGACGUGUCCAAGGUGUCGUCCGCGUACCAGAAGACGGUGCCCGUGGAGGCAGCAAACACUAAGACGAGCAACAUCAGAGCCAACUUCGAGAACCUCGCCAAGGAGAAGGAGCAGGAGGACAGGCGGAAGGCGGAGGCCGAGCGGGCGCAGAGGAUGGCGAAGGAGCGGCAGGAGCAGGAGGAGGCCCGCAGGCAGCUGGCCGAGCAGGCCUGCGCCCAGAAGCAGAGCCCCCCCGUGUCCCCCACGCCGCAGCUGGCCCAGGAGCAGCCUCCAGCCAGCCCCAUCUACGAGGAUGCCAUCCCCUUCAAGGCUGCGCCCGAGCCCGUGUACACCGGGGCGGACGCGGCCUACCAGGAGGCGGGUGGGCAGCAGGCCCUGGCCUACGCCCCCGAGGCCGUCUACGAGAGCGCCGAGGCCCCCGGCCACUACCCCGCAGAGGAAAACGCCUACGACGAGUAUGAGAAUGACCCGGGGGUCACGGCCAUCGCCCUGUAUGACUACCAGGCCGCGGGCGAUGAUGAGAUCUCCUUCGACCCCGACGACGUCAUCACCAACAUCGAGAUGAUUGACGACGGCUGGUGGCGGGGCCUGUGCCGGGGCCGCUACGGGCUCUUCCCGGCCAACUACGUGGAGCUGCGCCAGUAGCGACCGAGCCUGGCCCGGGGGCUGGCGGGGCCCGAUCCGCGUUUCCUCCUUUCUCUCAACUCCCGACGUGCAGCCCGGCCGACAGAUGUGCGUGCAUGCGGCCGUGAGCGCCACAGCAGCCGGUGACCCCCGACAACCCUCUGACCGUCGCCCAGGGGGGCUCUAGGGUUUGAGAGAUGCCCCCGGGCCGCGAGGGAGGCGCAUCAGCAGAGCCCCCGGUGACGGUCCUGCAGGAAGGAGGCGCCUUCUCGGGGCGGGCCGCCACCCUGUCCUCCUCCUGGGGGAUUCUGCGCUUUUUGCCAAAUGAUGGCGCAGCUUGACGAAAAGCCACCGGGAGUGGCGCGAUGCUGGGGACGGUUCCCCCGGAGCCCAGGGCCACGGGUGCCACCCCCUCCCUCCCCCCGUGGUGCGUCCGGCAGCCCCGCUCAGCACGGUUAGGUCGGGUUUUAUAUGCAAUGAUCGUAUCUACAUAUCCGUAGCACACCUCAUAGCUAUGAUUUUUUUAAAUUAAAUACUCGGAAUAAACUCUUUUUCCAUCCACUGUU